AUAAUAAUACAAACUGUAGUUAAAGUUGUUUGUAUGAGGAUAAUAUUUAAAUAUGGGUGAUUGUUGUUCGAAAGAAGUAGAUUCUGAUUCCUUUCUGGAUCCUAUGCGGCCAACUAACCAGAAAACUAAAACAUUUUCUGAUAUUCGAGUGGAUUCAAAGACUCGAUACGACGAACUAGCAGUGGAGCUGUUAAAGAGAGAUCUCAGAGAUUUUCCUGAUAUUUUUAUGUUGAAUAAUAUGUUAAUGACAAUCAUGUUUUUUGAAAAUUAUCGAAAGGAUAUACAAAAACUUUCGUUAUCUAGUAAUAAUAAAAUAGAAAAAGAUAUUAACAAAACAUUGGUUAAGAACGAGAACAUGGAAUGUAUUUGCCCCGAUACGGUAUUUGAAACUGUGAACUCCAAUUUAAAGUACAUGCCCAUGCACGGAAAUAAUAAAUACCAUUCGCAACCUUUAUUACCACGCAGGCUCUAUGUUGUUACUGAUUGCUUAGAUGUUAUAAGUAGUAUGGAUGUUCCACAAUACACUUCCAUCGACAAACCUGUUUAUCAAGUUAGAAUAGAGGAAUCUACCAGAAAAGGUUUCGUAAGGCUCAAGCAAUUAGAUCACAGUAAGGUACCAAAAAUAUAUUCAUCGCCUUCGGAAGAACCAGGGACAAGUAGUUCCAAUGUUAAUGAGCCUUUCUAUGAAUACGCCACAAUACAGGAUCUGAAAACACCAAAGCGACUAGAUAUUGUGAAAAACUCUGAUCAAAGAGAUAGUUUACCAGCCACGUGUUUUACCACACGAAAAAUUAGGAAGCCAAACCAUGAGCUACUAGAUCUUCAAGAAGAACUUGAACAAAAUUCGGAGCUCACAGAGGAAGAUUUUUUCGAUAAAGUAAUUUAUGUGGACGCUAAAGGAUUUAUGAAUUAUUUCAAAAAUGUUCUUUUUCCAAAUUCAUUAGGAAGGUCCUUGGGAUUCCAUCAGCAUGAAAUAGAAUUCGCGAAAUCUAUCCCGGGAACAAUAUUUUGUAAUUUAUCCGAUAAAGAAGAUAAUCCCAUACCUUGUGAGGUUAUUCCUUCAGUAGCGAUAGAGUGGCCAACAGAACAAACAUUCGAAUUUCUAAUGCGAGAAGAUAGACCGACAAUUACCGAUACAAAUACGGGAGUACGUUAUAAAUGGCCUACAGAUGAAAUGAUCAAAGAUAUAAGAACACUGAAUUGUGUUCUUGUACCUAAAGGUUAUUGGAAGAAAAAAGGAGAAUACUUAGAUGCUACUUUAGAAUGGGAAAUUGCAUUUCCUAAAGCUGAAAGAUACCUUGAAGCUCGAAUGUCUCAUGCCCAAAUGAGGUGUUUUUUGUUCCUAAUACUUAUCCACAAACAUUAUAUAGAGCCUUUCACUCAACAACAGGGUCUUUUAGUGGAGCACCUUAGAUGUCACAUGUACUGGGAAUGUGAAUCCAAUUACAAAGACUGGCCAGAAUAUCGACUGGGCUCUAAGUUAUUGAAAGUUAUUGAAAACUUGAUUAAACGACUCGCCAAAAGUGAAUUACCCGAUUUUUUUAUUAAACAAAAGAAUCAUUUUAGAAAUAUCCAAAAGAAGUAUUUGCUGUUCGCACAAAAAGUAUUGCAUGAAUUGAUUCAGUCUCCUACAGUUUAUUUGAUUAAAGCUUUGAGGUGUAUACAAUAUUCCAAACGAAAAUUUUAUCGACCAUACGAUUACAAGGAUCUCUAUACUAAAAUAACACAAUUACAAGGUUAUAAAUUGGUUAAUCCCAACUUAGAUCGGACAGUCAAUUUCAGGAGAAUAGUUUAUCAAGAUCCCGAGACCCAAUGGAGACAUUUACAAGAAUUGACGAGAAGGAAGCAGUAUUUGGAAACAACCAAAUCAGAGACUGAAGAAUUGGAUACUGCUUCCGUUGAUUCUAUAGAUUUAGAUGUAACUUGGACGAAACAGUUGGAGAUAUUCAAAUCAAAAGCCAUCUUUACUGAAUUCAUAACGGCUUUUAUCAAUAUAGCAAGAGACGGUUUAAGAAUUAGUGGAAACGGACAACAAUCGUUAUUUUAUUUAAAACAAGCCACAUAUUUAACAAACAUCCUUGAAACAAUAGCAGCAGCUUUCAAGCCGGAAGCUCUGGAAUUUAGAGCUCAGAUUACAAUAGAAGAAGAACGAUGCAAGAGAUCAAUGGCUAUGAGGAUAUCGGAUGUGCCUCCAGAAACACCAGUCAGAAACUCGAUUCAGUUUGACGUCCAGACAUCUCAACAACUUAAAAAUAAUGUACUCAAUUUGACUAACUUACAUAAAGCAUAUAAUGAGACUGAAGUGAAAAUUUCGACUUCUUUUAAAACCGUGUCACCAGUAGCAAGAGUAAAAUCUGAUGUGCAGCGACAAAGUAUAGGAACCAAAAAAGCUGUUGCUUUUCAAAGUCCUUGAAAGACAUCAUUUUUCAUGACAGCCAAACAAGCAUUGUGUGAUAAAAUGAAAGAUCACUGCCACCUCAAUUCUUAGAACUACCUUAGUGACAAGUGACAUACUUAUCCUUAAGUUAUAAGAUAGAUGUGUUAAUUAAUUGUUAUGUUUAGUACUGCAACAUAAAAAUUUGUCAAUAACAUUUUGCAUAUUGAAAUAAAAGGUUAGGUACUAAUAUGUGAAAAAAUAAAAUGUGAAUUAUUUUUAUAAACUAGAAA
Diorhabda carinulata is the source of this 2667-nucleotide messenger RNA. RefSeq lists its product as uncharacterized. The record is from RefSeq and is a predicted model, not a curated record. Bases 53 to 2413 code for a protein of 786 amino acids. Lineage: Eukaryota; Metazoa; Arthropoda; Insecta; Coleoptera; Chrysomelidae. The transcript has 8 exons.